This is a messenger RNA of Penicillium oxalicum, 2808 nucleotides long. RefSeq lists its product as uncharacterized. The transcript has 8 exons. The record is from RefSeq and is a predicted model, not a curated record. Bases 1 to 2808 code for a protein of 935 amino acids. NCBI's taxonomy places the organism in Eukaryota, Fungi, Ascomycota, Eurotiomycetes, Eurotiales, Aspergillaceae.
AUGGCGCCAACCCUCGAGGGCUACGAUCAGGCGACGGUCAUCCCACAGUGUAUGAUCAACCGACUGAUCAGCCAGCACGCAUCGCUAGCAGCACCCGAUGAGCUUCAUUUUGAAGAUGAACAUGGUUCUGGGCUCUCAGACGUCGUCGCGGGGAUUCCGCAGGUCAUCCUCGACGUGGACCGGGGAGAUAUCGAUCACGUUUUACUCGUUCUUCCUCUGCUCUCGGCGCAGCUACGGAUCCGAGCCAACGCAAACCCUGAGGAUCGCACCGCUAUCGAGUUUGUGGUCAAGGAUUGGCAGUUGGCUUUUCCCGUCCAUGUAGACGCAACCCCUGAGACGACCCCGGAUCCCAAAUAUAAGCAAACUCAGAAGUCUCUGAAGUUGCAAAAGGAGUACACGAUGGUCCACAACAGUCUGAAAUCAGAGUCCGGGAUCACCAUUUGGGACUGGCUCAUGCGUCUUGGAGGAAGCAAAUUUGACCCCAUAGAUACGAGGUUCAGCUUUUUUGGCCACUGGUCAGACCAGGAUUUUUUCAUUUCGGAAGACGAAACUUACGUGCCUGCAACGCAUCGAUUUGCCGUUGGAAGCGAGCGCCACUUUUCCGCUGAAUUCGAGUGGUUCAACCGAUUUACUGAGUAUCUCGAUCAGUUUGGCCGUCACAUCUGGCAAACCAUCACUCUCGGUAUUUUUCAACAUGUGGCAACAAAACCGAUCAUGAAUAGUCCGUACCUGGAUCUCGUCAUCUCCCUGUCCCGCGAUCGAAAGCUAACGAGAUCAACUGUAGACAGUCAAAAGCCCGCCUCGCCUGUGACAGGCCUCCACAUCCAGCAAUAUCCGUACCUCGACAACUCGAUGUACUUUCGCACCGGUACAGACCGCCAGAGUCGCUUCAAUGCUAUCUGCUUCCUGGAAACCUUUCAAGGCCGCUCGCUGCCCCAGACCCGGGCUCUACCUUGGCAAGGGAACUGGAUCGAAGGCGAGUAUGGUCUUCAUCAGUUCACUCUCUUCCCCCUCAUAUUGCCAGACCUGAGCAGGUGGGCCUAUAUUUUGCUUCAAGCCCAGCAGCAAACAACCCCCAUUGCAGUUGAGUGGGGGCCACAGGACUUGCCUAGCUGGUGCCAAUUUGUCCGUUACCAGGGCAAUGAGACCGAUAGUAUCAAGGCCAUGCUGAAGGAUCACAACCCAGAGGAGGCAGAACUCUGGAACUAUACUGGGACGGGCCUUAGUCCGCGGAAUUUUAGUCCAUUGCCGUCGAAUGCGCUGGUAUGGGCUUGUGACUCUCCAGCUGGAAAUGGAUUCAGCACUAAGUAUCAGUCCCACACCGGAUACCUCACCCUAAUUGCCCGGUUGUCCUCUGUGCCUGGGAGUAAUCAAAUGCACAUGGACACCCGUAUGAUGAAACGUUUCAAGAGUACAACGUCAACGUCAUGGCAAGUUAAAUCCUGGGGAAGAGUUGAAUUGCACUUCUUCGAUGGUCAAGAUGGGCUUUCAAUCAAGGUGUUGUGUUCUGACCUGCACGAUGCGGACAAAUUCACGCUUGACAUGUCUGUCCCUUUGAAUGACGAACAGAUUGCCAAAGCGAAUGAGGAGCUGGACAAAUUGCGAGCAAAAAUUGAAGACGUCAGGCCUGCUUCUUUUUCACUGGGUGGACCAGUCCUCUCUCGCCAUGGGCCUCUACCGGCGGCACAGUAUUUAGACACGGAAUCCACAGAGCGUGUGUAUCGGCUUACGUACCCGCAUGCUUCCCUCUCCGUCUGUCACAUUCCAAACGCGGGGCCGCAUAAUAUCCCACCCAACGCCACGAUCGCAGCGGCCAGUCGCGAUCCUAACACGAUUGAGAUCUGGUGGGUGGCCACGGACGGGUCUGUACAAGGGGCCUACUUUUACGAGGGCGCGACGUGGCAGCGGUACACACUCGCGGGCCCUGGGUCCGCUGUGUCAAAUACGGUCUGUGCUACUUCAUGCGAUCCACUACGCAUGGAUGUAUUUUGGAUAGCUCCAGAUGGCAGCAUCCAGGGUUGCGAUUUUCAGCGCCGCCGGGAUUCCUCAUGGGGCUCUCCGAGGACUAUCCAUGGCGGGCAUUCAGCUCUCAUUUCGGGGAGAAUCGAGGCUGUCACCUGGAACCCCGGUAGGGUUGCUGUUUUUUGGACUCAGGCAAAUGGUGACAUUGAGGGGUCAUUUGCCACCAAAGAUGGUGAAUGGGUCUCCCGUACAGCGAUGAGCGCAACGGGUGGAAGUCCCACGAAUGACUUUAAAGCUCUUGGAUCUCCAUCGGGGAACGGAUUCGAUCUCGUCAAAGUAUGUAGCAAGGACGAGAUCCGGACGGUGUCCCCUCGGUGGCAGCCUACGGUAGACCUUCCAGAAAGCUUCACGGCAGAUAUCACGUCCUCGUCGAGUGCGAUCUCCAGGCCUUCUCUUUUGGCUAUUGGAGACUAUGGCGAUGGUCAUUUUGCAUACUGGCAUGCCACGCCAUCAGGUGGUAUAGUUGGUGCUCAAAAGUCUCCUGGUGGCCAGUGGAAGAGAGGGGAUGUGGCUCCAGACGGCAGUAUAGCCGCAGGGGGUAGCUUACAGGCCGCAUCUCACGCACCUGAUAAAACCGAUUUAUUGUGGUUCUCCCCAACCGGUGUUCUGAUGGGAUGCAGCAGCACGGUCGACAAACUGUCCACCACUUCUCAUGCCCUUCGUGACGAUCCAGUUGCAGCGCCGGAGUCGCCGCUUACGGUCACUUGUCGGCAGCAGGGGACUCUGGACGUCUUUUUCCUUAGCCCAUCGGGCCACCUUGUCGCAGGUAUAGUGAAGUGUGAAUAG